Molecule: messenger RNA, 1048 nt
Organism: Carlito syrichta (Philippine tarsier)
Lineage: Eukaryota; Metazoa; Chordata; Mammalia; Primates; Tarsiidae
Product: olfactory receptor 10A5
Exons: 1
Coding region: 21-989 (322 amino acids)
Biological process (GO): G protein-coupled receptor signaling pathway
Cellular component (GO): membrane
Molecular function (GO): olfactory receptor activity; G protein-coupled receptor activity
Source: RefSeq, a predicted model, not a curated record
AGCUGAUUUAAGCCCAUACUAUGGCUACAGGAAACUGGACAAGAAUAAAUGAAUUUAUCCUCAUAAGCUUCUCUUCUCUGCCUACUGAAAUACAGUCAUUGCUCUUCCUGAGUUUUCUAAUCAUCUACCUGGUCACCCUGAUGGGAAACAGUCUUAUCAUUCUGGUUACUUUGGCUGACCCCAUGCUGCACAGUCCCAUGUACUUCUUCCUCAGAAACUUGUCCUUCCUGGAGAUAGGCUUCAACCUAGUCAUUGUGCCCAAAAUGCUGGGGACCCUGCUUGCCCAGAACACAACCAUCUCCUUCCUUGGCUGUGCAACUCAGAUGUACUUUUUCUUCUUCUUUGGAGUGGCUGAAUGCUUCCUCCUUGCCACCAUGGCAUAUGACCGCUAUGUGGCCAUCUGCAAUCCUUUGCACUACCCAGUCAUUAUGAACCAAAGGUCAUGUGCUAAAUUGGCUGCUGCCUCCUGGUUUCCAGGCUUUCCUGUAGCUACUGUGCAGACUGUGUGGCUCUUCAGCUUUCCAUUCUGUGGUACCAAUAAGGUGAAUCACUUCUUCUGUGACAGCCCACCUGUGUUAAGGCUGGUGUGUGCAGAAACAGCACUGUUUGAGAUCUACGCCAUCAUUGGAACCAUUCUGGUUGUCAUGAUACCCUGCUUGCUGAUCUUAUGUUCCUAUGCUCACAUUACUGUUGCCAUCCUCAAGAUUCCAUCAGCUAAAGGGAAGCAUAAAGCUUUUUCUACAUGCUCCUCCCACCUCAUUGUGGUUUCCCUUUUCUACAUAUCUUCAAGUCUCACCUACUUCCGGCCUAAAUCAAAUAAUUCUCCUGAAAGCAAGAAGUUGCUAUCAUUGUCCUACACUGUUGUGACUCCAAUGUUGAACCCCAUUAUUUACAGCCUGAGAAAUAAUGAAGUGAAGAAUGCCCUCAGCCGGACCUUUCACAAGAUUUUAUCCUUCAAAAAGCAGUGUCCCAUAGACAUUAAAAAGUAAGACUAAAUUCUAUUGAAUGAGAAACAAUCAGUUUCAUGUUUGGGAUACUUCUGUACUUC